Molecule: messenger RNA, 7242 nt
Organism: Girardinichthys multiradiatus
Lineage: Eukaryota; Metazoa; Chordata; Actinopteri; Cyprinodontiformes; Goodeidae
Gene: clasp1a
Product: cytoplasmic linker associated protein 1a
Exons: 45
Coding region: 572-5446 (1624 amino acids)
Biological process (GO): mitotic spindle assembly
Cellular component (GO): cytoplasmic microtubule; mitotic spindle; spindle microtubule
Molecular function (GO): microtubule binding; kinetochore binding
Source: RefSeq, a predicted model, not a curated record
UCUUGUCCUUCAGGCAGCAUUCCUGUUGGAGAGUGUUGACAGAAAGAAAGAGAAAAUAGGAGCGAUUUGGGGCCGCAGACCGAACCUUUUCACGCAGAAACGAAGAGCUGAAUGUCCGGAGAGUCUGCAGCGGGAUAUGGACAACUCUGGACCGAUGCAGGAAGAAGACAUGGAGCCCUAAGCCAACCUGUCCACCCAUCUCCAUCUGCUGCCUUGUCUCAUUGCUCCCCAAAACCAGCUCUCCCUCCCCUGCUGGGGUUUGGCUCAUACUCCUCUGAGGGAAGCAGAAGAAGGAAAACAACCCAAGUAGGAGGGAAUAGUAAACCUUUCCCAGCUGCUGUCCAGACACACACAUGCUGCAUUGCUGCCAUUCCCAAAUUUCUUGCUGUCUGUUCCAAAGGCACAACCACUAUCCCCCGUGUGAGCUAGCAGUUGGCACAGAGGAAUAACAGUAAGAGGCUCCUUCGUGUAGUCCUCCUCCUCCAGGUCAGAAGCUGCUUUUGGAGCUGUGAUAUCCCUCAUCAUAGAGCAUCCAGAAGGGGACCAGAGGAGGUGGAUAUCAGACUUUGGGAUGAUGGAGCCCAGCAUGGAGAACUGCCUGGCCCAGGUCCUGCAGAAGGACGUGGGCCGACGGCUGCAGGUGGGCCAGGAGAUCAUUGAUUACAUUUUGGACAAGGACAAGUCCCACGACUUAGAGCAGGACCAGACGGCGCUGGACAAGAUGGUUGAUGGCAUCGCCAGCUCCUGGGUCAACUCAAGCAAUUUUAAAGUGAAUCUGCUCGGCUUGGACCUCCUCUCAGCCUUGGUGACCAGGUUACAGGACAGAUUCAGGGCUCAGUUAGGAACAGUUCUGCCCAGCCUUAUUGAUCGUUUGGGAGACGCCAAAGAUCAAGUUCGAGAACAAGACCAAACUUUGCUGCUAAAGAUAAUGGACCAAGCUGCCUCUCCACAGUACGUGUGGGACCGAAUGCUGGGAGGCUUCAAACAUAAAAACAACCGGACCAGAGAAGGAGUGUGCCUUUGUCUCAUCGCCACGUUGAACACAUAUGGAGCUCAAGGCCUGACGUUAAGUAAAAUCGUUCCUCACAUCUGUAACCUGCUGGGGGAUCCCACCAGUCAGGUCCGAGAUGGAGCCAUGUGCUGUUUGGUGGAGAUCUACAGACAUGUGGGGGAGAGGGUGAGACUGGACCUCAGCAAGAAGGGUCUUCCUCAGUCACGGUUGAAUGUUAUCUUCUGCAAAUUUGAUGAAGUCCAAAGAUCUGGGAACAUGAUCCCAUGUUCUGGCUCAGAUAAAAACUUUGAGGAUGAAGACGAUGGAGGCAGGUCCUCCUCCUCCUCUUCCAAAGCGCCUCCUGGUGGGAGGAGGACGGUGAUAAGCUCUGUAAAAAGACCCAGUUCUGCUUCGUCUACAAAGCCCACAGGUAAAGAAGCAGGCGCUGGAGCUGUUGAUGAAGAGGAUUUCAUUAAAGCGUUUGAAGAUGUGCCAUCAAUCCAGAUCUACUCCAACAGAGAGAUGGAGGAUCAGCUGACCAAGAUCAGAGAAGUUCUGUCUGAUGAUAAACACGACUGGGAGCACCGGGUGGUUGCACUGAAGAAGGUUCGUUCACUCAUCUUGGCCGGAGCUACUGACUAUGAAGGCUUUCCUCAGCAGCUGCGGCUGCUGGAGGGGUCCUUAAAGCUGUCUGCUAAAGACCUGCGCUCCCAGGUGGUCCGUGAAGCCUGCAUCACCCUGGGACAUUUGUCUUCAGUCCUGCAGAACAAGUUUGACCAUGGAGCGGAGAGCGUCAUGCCGAUCCUGCUGAACCUGGUACCCAACAGCGCCAAAGUCAUGGCCACGUCAGGAAUGGCUGCCAUCCGCCUCAUCCUCAGGCACACCCACUACCCACGUCUCAUCCCCAUCAUCACCAGUAACUGCACCUCCAAGUCUGUGGCGGUCAGGAGGCGCUGUUAUGAGUUCCUAGAUCUCAUGCUGCAGGAAUGGCACACAAACACGCUGGAGAGACAUGUUGCUGUUCUGACGGAGACUAUCAGGAAAGGAAUACACGAUGCUGACUCAGAGGCAAGAUCCAUUGCAAGGAGGUGUUACUGGGGUUUUCAUGGUCACUACAGCCGGGAGGCCGAGCAUCUGUUCCACGCGCUGGAGUCGACCUAUCAGAAGGCGCUCCAGUCUCACCUGAAGAGCUCGGACAGCAUUGUGUCUCUGCCACAGUCGGACCGGUCCUCCUCAUCUUCACAGGAGAGCCUAAACCGACCUUUAUCUGUGAGGAGCGUCAUUGGAGGCAGCAUAACAAGAAGUAAACUGGUGAGCACCAGGGUUUCCACCACACCAGGCUCCCUCCAGCGUUCCCGUAGCGACAUCGACGUGAACGCCGCCUCCAGUGCCAAGUCUCGCCUCUCCAGCGUUCCCGCCUCCUCGCCGUUCAGUUCUGCUGCCGCCCUCCCCCCAGGAUCCUACGCCUCUUUAGACGGCGCUCCUGGUAAAAGUGAUGGUCGUGUUCGUACGAGAAGACAAAGCUCUGGCAGCGUGGGCGGAGCUAGUCCGUCAGUGGUGGACAGCAGGGGGCGAAGUCGAGCUAAAGUGGUCUCCCAGUCUCAACGAUCCAGAUCAGCCAAUCCCAUCAUCGCCGGCAGUCGCUCCAGUUCUCCAGGAAAGCUGCUGGGGCAGAGCAGCUACGGUCGGAUCCCCAGAGCCAUGGCAUCGGCUUCCAGCACGCCGGCAGACAAACGCAACAGAAUCCCUCGCAGCCAGGGCUGCAGCCGAGAGACCAGCCCCAGCCGCCUUGGCCUCGCCCGGAGCCGCAUUCCCCGUCCCAGCAUGAGUCAGGGCUGCAGUCGCGACACGAGUCGUGAGAGCAGCCGCGACACUAGCCCCGCUCGGGGCUUCGCUUCUCUGGCCUCCCGACGUCACUCCCGUUCAACCAGCGCUCUCUCCACACCAGAACCCCACGGCCAGUCAGAUCGGUACAGUUUGAUUCACCAAGCGAGAAUUUCUGCGUCAGUGAACGCCAUGAGGGUCCUGAACACCGGUACCGAGGUGGAGGCAGCUGUGGCAGAUGCUCUGCUGUUAGGAGACUCCAGGAACAAGAGGAAGCCGUUGAGGCGGCGUUACGAGUCGCCUGGCAUGUACUCUGACGACGACGCCAACAGCGAUGCUUCCAGCGCCUGCUCAGAGCGCUCGUACAGCUCCAGGAACGGAGGGAUCCCUCACUAUCUCCGCCAGACGGAGGACGUGGCUGAGGUCCUGAACCACUGCGCCAGCUCCAACUGGUCGGAGAGGAAGGAGGGCCUGCUGGGUCUGCAGAACCUCCUGAAGAGCCAGAGAAUCCUAAGCCGAGUGGAGCUGAAGAGACUCUGUGAGAUCUUCACAAGAAUGUUUGCAGAUCCUCACAGUAAGAGGGUGUUCAGCAUGUUCUUGGAGACUCUGGUGGACUUCGUCACGGUGCACAAGGAGGACCUGCAGGACUGGCUUUUUCUCCUGCUCACACAGCUUCUGAAGAAGAUGGGUGCAGACCUGCUUGGCUCAGUCCAGGCCAAAGUCCAGAAGGCUCUGGAUGUCACAAGGGAGUCGUUCCCAUUCGACCAACAGUUCAACAUCUUGAUGAGGUUCAUUGUGGACCAGACGCAGACACCGAACCUCAAGGUGAAGGUGGCCAUACUGAAGUACAUCGAGUCUCUGGCUCGACAAAUGGAUCCAACGGACUUUGUGAACUCCAGCGAGACCCGACUUGCGGUUUCUCGCAUCAUAACAUGGACCACUGAACCCAAAAGCUCUGAUGUGAGGAAGACCCUUCACAGCUGGGUGAGUGAGGAGCUGGCUGGCUGGUCCAGCUCUGCAGCACUUCUGCCCACCGAGGGUAACCUGGAAGAAAGGUGUAAGCAGGCGGCCCAGGUGGUGCUGAUCGCCCUUUUUGAACUCAAUACGCCAGAGUUUACCAUGCUGCUCGGAGCGCUGCCCAAAACGUUCCAGGAUGGAGCCACCAAACUGCUGCACAACCACCUGAAGAACUCAAGCAACACCAGCAGCAACGUGGGGUCUCCAAGUAACACCAUCGUACGGACGGCACCGCGCCACACCGCCAGCAGAACGAGCCCCCUGACCUCUCCAACCAACUGUUCCCAUGUAGGACUGUCCCCGAGUCGAUUGUGGGGUUUGGGGGUCGAAGGGCUGUCAAAGCACCCCCCCGCCCCUCCUCCACCCCCUCUGCCUCACUCCACCCCUGCUGCCCCGUGCCUCAGGGCCCUGCGCAGAGCCUUUUCACCCAGCAUGAUGGAGUACGACACGGAGAACAUGAACGCUGAGGAAAUCUACAGCUCCCUCCGAGGAGUCACCGAGGCCAUCCAGAGCUUCAGCUACCGGAGCCAGGAGGAUCUGAACGAGCCUCUCAGACGGGACGGCAAGAGGGACGAUGCCGUGGGAAGAGAAGGCGUAGCAUUGUCUCCAGGUUCUGAUGCCCGUCUGGGUUUAGACGUGGUGGAAGGCGGACGCACAGCUUUGGACAAUAAGACCUCUUUGCUCAACACGCCGUCACCACGCUCCUUCUCCGGGCCGAGGAGCCGCGAGUUCUCCCCGUUUGGAUACGGAGACACCAUCUGCACGUAUGACAAGAGCGCGCUGAAGGAGGCCGUGUUCGACGACGACGUGGAGCAGUUCCGGGACUGCCGGCGGCAGGAAUCUGGUGAAAACAAGACGAGUCUUCCCAAAGGCUUUGCUCCGGUCGGUCCGGACCACUCCGACCUGGUGGCCGACCUGCUGAAGGAGCUGUCCAAUCACAACGAGCGUUCGGAAGAGCGUAAAGGAGCCCUGGUGGAGCUGCUGAAGAUCACACGAGAGGACAGUGCAGCGGUGUGGGACGAACACUUUAAAACCAUCCUCCUGCUGCUGCUGGAGACGCUGUGUGAUAAAGAUCACACCAUCCGGGCUCUGGCUCUGCGCGUGCUGAAGGAAAUCCUGAGGAAUCAGCCAGCUCGCUUCAGGAACUACGCUGAGCUGACCAUCAUGAAGACCUUGGAGGCCCACAAAGACUCUCAUAAAGAGGUGGUCCGAGCGGCCGAGGAGGCGGCAUCCACGCUGGCUGGGUCCAUCCACCCAGAGCAGUGCAUCAAGGUUCUGUGUCCCAUCGUCCAAACCGCGGACUAUCCCAUCAACCUUGCCGCCAUCAAGAUGCAAACCAAAGUGAUCGAACGCAUCACCAAGGACUCCCUGCUGCAGCUGCUGCCGGACAUCAUCCCCGGACUGCUGCAGGGCUAUGACAACACAGAGAGCAGCGUUCGCAAGGCCAGCGUGUUCUGUCUGGUGGCCAUCUACUCUGUCAUUGGAGAGGAGCUCAAACCCCACCUGGCACAGCUCACAGGCAGCAAGAUGAAGCUGCUGAACCUCUACAUCAAGCGAGCCCAAACCACCAACAGCAACAGCAGCAGCUCCUCAGAUGUUUCAUCACACAGUUAAUGUGGGAACGUUGGUGGGUUUCCUGUCUCCUCGCCAACAUAACCCACCUUCUGCUGUGCUUUACCCCUGAAGUGGAACCAACCCCAUCCGCCUGUUGGUCCUCCUGCAGUUUCCCCAUCAGCCGUGUCACCUGGAGGGAAGCAGGAGAUUCUCUGGAGAUCUGCCCUUAGAGCCACACCAUGCCCUGAACCGUUGUCAUCAUGUGAUACACCAUUUGGCUUCCUGAAGCCGCUGCAUUGAUUGUGUUUUUUACUUGUUAGAAAGACGAAGUCAGUCGGUUCCACUCAGACAGGAAGGUCUGAGCUUCAGAACGGACAAUCCCAUAAACGAGACGCUGCGCAGUGACAGACCAUCCUCAUCUGUCCCCAAAUUUACAAUCAGGACACAAAGUUGGAGCUGAAGCUCCGUUUCUCUGUCAGUAACUAAGUGCUGCUAGUCUGAGCAUGCUCAGUGUGACUUUGUUUCCAGAGCAGGGAAAAUCAGCUGAUCUGGACUGAAAUUACAGUUUAAAAUUUUUAAAGUCUGUGUUGACUCCAGGGUUUAGAGACGUAAAUUAAGACACGAGCAAAAAUCUUUUAUUUAAAAGAAAGACUUCUAGGAAAAAUCAAGCAGUUAUUUGUUCAGAAGAUCUCUGGACCCUCUGAUUGGACAAUACGAGCUGAGUCACAAAUCAAACUGUCCAAUCACUGAGCAGAUGGUUUGGUUGCCUUAACUUGGGGAAUAGACAGCAUCUGGGUUGUGAAGGUGAUCCAGAGAUUGAUCCCAGAGUUCCCAGAACAGCUGGGAUAUACAGCCCUUCCAGGAAGUUCUGGGUCGCCCUUGGAGUCUCCUCCCAGUAGGUUGUACCUCGACAACAUCAGAAGGAAAGCUCUCUGAUUGGUCCAUCCCUGGUUAGAUCAUCUGCAGCUUGUUCUGGUCCAGCUUCAUUAUGGUGACCAUAAAAAGUCUGUUGAGCUGUUUUCAUGGUUUUGUUUAGAAGAACCACGCCGGGUCAUCUUCAUCUGACUCUAACUGGUGACCAUGUUCAGCUUCUGUUUGGAAACCAGGACUGGAACCACACAGCAGCUCAGAGAAGGUCAAUCUCUGGACUUCACAGCUCUUCUGUACAUAAACAUCGAUGGUGUUAACUAACUUUUGCACGUCAGUAAGUAACCUUGCAUGUGAGCAGCAGCACAUGUGGGCUCCGUCUCCUAUAAAGUGCACUUCAUCACAUUGGCCACGUUCUAGUUCCAGAAGAAUGACUCGAGCCCGGUUUUGUAGUUUAAUUUGGAGAAACAUUGGAACCUGCUGCGAGCUCCAGCUCCAGGAUUUAGUAGAAACCUUUUUGCUGCGGAUUAAUAAUCAGAUUUUAUUUCAGGAUGUCCAUCAUGUUUUAGUUCUUGUUGUCAAUGAGUUGGACCAGAUCUUUUUAUUUAAGGAAUGACUGUACAGGAAAUGAAUUGUUAACUUUUGGUUCGGUACUGAAAUGGACUUCAGCUCUUAGCUCUACGCGCACCGCCUCACUGCUCUUCAUUCUGGCCUAAUUUAUUUGUUAUUUUGGAGGAAGAAGAAGAUCUGUACUCUCGCAGUCCUGCUGGCAGCAGAAGGGACGUUAUGCUGAACCUGUUCAUUGCUUCCUGUUGCUGCACUCAUGCAAUAUUCAGACUUGUAUUUAUAUAUUUUAUUUGAUCAGGUUUUAUUUCACGUGGUCCUUACGUUGAACUGUACAGAAGUUCUUUCGUUAACAUCCACCUGUGACAGAUUUGCCGCGAUGUGAAGAAACUGUUUACUCAGAAAUAAACAGAUUGAGAAAUGAA